UGGAAAAGUCUAUACGUAUAUAAUGGUAGUCAGUUUUCAGAGGCCGCGCUCAUGAGUGUGCACAUUUGAGAGUUGUCAAUACGCUGCAUGGGAAAGCGUAGACAAAACUUGUUUGACACUGUACAAUUAUAAUAAAUUGUAUUAUUUACUUCGAGUGAUACAAUAUAAUAGAAACGUUUGAAGAACAAAAACCAUUUAAAUAUGGAUCGACUUCUAAGAUUAGGCGGAUGUAUGCCAGGUGUAAAUCAAGGACCUCCACCUUCAGAUGCUCCGGUUGUUGACACCGCUGAGCAGGUAUACAUAUCAUCGUUAGCACUUUUAAAAAUGCUUAAACAUGGACGUGCUGGUGUACCUAUGGAGGUGAUGGGUUUGAUGCUUGGAGAAUUUGUUGAUGACUAUACUGUUCGUGUCAUUGAUGUAUUUGCUAUGCCUCAGACAGGAACUGGAGUUAGCGUAGAAGCAGUUGAUCCAGUAUUUCAAGCAAAAAUGUUAGACAUGCUUAAACAAACUGGUAGACCAGAAAUGGUUGUAGGAUGGUACCAUUCUCAUCCAGGUUUUGGUUGCUGGCUUUCUGGUGUAGAUAUUAAUACCCAACAGUCUUUUGAAGCUCUCAGUGAAAGAGCUGUGGCUGUUGUUAUUGAUCCUAUACAGUCUGUGAAAGGAAAAGUUGUUAUCGAUGCAUUUAGAUUAAUUAAUCCAAAUAUGAUGGUUUUGGGACAAGAACCACGUCAAACUACUUCCAAUUUAGGUCACCUACAGAAACCUUCUGUUCAAGCUUUAAUUCAUGGCUUAAACCGUCAUUAUUAUAGCAUUAGCAUCAAUUAUCGCAAAAAUGAAUUAGAACAGAAAAUGUUAUUAAAUCUACACAAGAAAACAUGGAUGGAUGGUUUGACACUUGCUGAAUAUUCUGAACAUAGUAGACUCAAUGAAAAUAUUGUCUCUGAAAUGCUUGAACUUGCCAAGAAUUAUAACAAGGCAUUAGAAGACGAAGAAAAAAUGACACCUGAACAGUUAGCUAUAAAGAAUGUGGGUAAACAAGAUCCAAAACGACAUUUAGAAGAAAAAGUGGACACACUUAUGGCUACAAACAUUGUUCAGUGUUUGGGAGCUAUGCUCGAUACCGUUGUAUUCAAAUAACUAUUUCUUAAAACACCAUUUGCAAUAUAUUAUUGAAAAUAUAUACAUCUUUUUAAACUGUACGUGUUCAUAAUCUGUACCCAAAAAUGAUGGAUGGAAUAUAUAAAGGCUUUGCUAUUUUUUUUA
This is a messenger RNA of Nomia melanderi (Alkali bee), 1263 nucleotides long. It is a transcript of the gene Rpn11, whose product is annotated as regulatory particle non-ATPase 11. The record is from RefSeq and is a predicted model, not a curated record. NCBI's taxonomy places the organism in Eukaryota, Metazoa, Arthropoda, Insecta, Hymenoptera, Halictidae. Gene Ontology annotation, molecular function: protein binding; metallopeptidase activity.